Symbiodinium pilosum is the source of this 944-nucleotide messenger RNA. The record is from the annotation of a GenBank genome assembly. NCBI's taxonomy places the organism in Eukaryota, Dinophyceae, Suessiales, Symbiodiniaceae.
GCGUGCCAAACGGCGUGACCCCCAUUGUCAACAAGAUAAUGGAGAUGCUGGCGACCUGCGAGGACUUGCCGUCGAAGUCCUUCAAGGUCAUGGUGCGGGGUGGCGAGCUUGAUUCGUUGCUCGGACUGUCCAGCAAGGUGGAGGCAAGCCUUGGCAAAGAGGCACAAAGCCAACUUCGUGUGGCUAAGCUCUCGAAGCAGUAUGCGCUGCCUGCCGAAUCUAGAGAUGCCACUGCCCAGUUCGACAAGGUCCUUGCAAAGGAUGAUGAGGUUAGAACGUGCGUCGUGAGCCUUGUGGAGGUUACCGCAGCUUCCGCCUCUGACACUACUUGGGUGGACAAGGAGAAACUCGAGGGCAUGUCCACAUCGUUGAGGAACAGCCUGCAGAUCACAAUGGAAGGACUGACUGAGCGUCUUUCCUCCCGCAAGGUCACCCUGAAGGAUCUUUGCAACGUCCUGCAGCCCUUGGCGGAUGCUACAAAGGUUGCGGAUUCAGUUCAGGCGCUGCCCAUUUUGGAUCGCAUGGCUGAUGAGAACGACACCCUGAAGAGCAUGGUACAAUUCUGCACGGAUGAAGCCGUCGCAGAAUGCGUUAUUUCCUGGGAGAAGGAUCUGACGUCAGUGCCGGGCUUCGAGGCUCGCAUUUGCACGUUGAAGUCCGUGCUGGGAGACUUCCCAUCCCAGAAGCACAUGGCGAAGCUGAUGUGGUCGUGCAUGGCCGCUGAUGUGAUUUUCAAAUGUGAGGAUCAGAAGGCUAUCUUGUCCAAGGAGCCACAGAGUUUGACAGGAGAGGAGAAAAAGAUGUUGGGGGAAUGGCUGGCUGAUGGGCAGGAGUUCCUGAAGAAUGGAUUCCUUGCAGUGAAGCUCAACAAGCGCGACAUUCCAACCGAGAUUCUCGCCGCCGCCGAGAAGAUGGUCAAGGAUGUCAAGACCAAGCAGGACGCA